This is a messenger RNA of Acyrthosiphon pisum (pea aphid), 7900 nucleotides long. It is a transcript of the gene tefu, whose product is annotated as Serine/threonine-protein kinase tefu. Gene Ontology annotation, biological process: DNA repair. The coding region runs from base 191 to 7609 and encodes 2472 amino acids. The transcript is spliced from 46 exons. The record is from RefSeq and is a predicted model, not a curated record. Gene Ontology annotation, molecular function: protein binding; protein serine/threonine kinase activity. NCBI's taxonomy places the organism in Eukaryota, Metazoa, Arthropoda, Insecta, Hemiptera, Aphididae.
GAUAGAAUGUCGUAAUUCACUUUGCCGGUUUAUCGAAGAAAACUGUACACAUUUGAUAAAUUUUUAUGAAAACGAUAGGCUAAAAAAGGUUCAAGAUACGCUGUAUAAUUUGCUAACUUUGUUCAUAAAAAUACAUCAUCCAAAAUGCCUUGACUUCAACCAUAAAGAUUCUUAUGCUUAUAACAAAAACAUGUGGAUUGUUCAAUUAUAUCAAAUAUAUGAAUUUGUACGUCGUGAAAUACAACAAAUCAAAAAUAAUUCCAAUCCCAAUUUUUUCAAUUACAUUUCAGAGUUGGCUGUAACAAUUUUUAAUAUAGUAUAUUUUAAUAAAUUAGAUUCAUCGAGCCUGGUUUUAGAUGAAUGCCCUACACCAAAACGAAAAAAAUAUGAUAUUAAUGUAUUAUCCUUUGUAGAUGAUCUUACCAACUUAAAAAUAUCAGAGAUAUGCACCAGACUUAAUAUAAUUACAAAACUACUAGAAAAUAAUCAUUCAUCGCCAUUUCAUGAAAAGGAUUACAUACAUUUGUUAGAAAGUAUAACCGAAUGUUUAAACUCUUAUAAAGAUACAAAAUCAACAAAAUACUUGAUUAUUUGUUGCAAUGAGUUAAUUAAAUCAGAGAAUAUUUGCAAAUUGAAUCAAAUUGGACCUUUCUUUAAAACUGUUUGGACAUAUGCAUUACAAACUGUAUCAUCAAACGAGAAUUCAGAUUUAUCUCAUAAUCUCUUGCACUCAUUAAUUGAACUAAUAAAUUGGCAAGAUGAAAUGUAUUCUGAUGUACUAAGAUUAUAUUUUAAUAAAACAGUAAAGAUUGAUGAUUCUAGUUUGAAAACUUUAGUAAUUUUAUUUAAAAAGAGAGGAUUUUGCAGUGCUACUUUAAAUAGUACUAACAUGAUUUUAUUGCUCGAUUGGCUGUUACCACUAAUGAUGCCAGAUAGCUUAAUAGUUGAAUCUUUCUCUAAACUGAAUCCCUAUAUUUUAUCAGAAGUAAUUGACUUAAUAUUGACAAAACCUAGUAUCAAAAAAUCAUUUGUCAAUCACAAUAAUUUUAAAAUAAUAAAUUCUAAUGAUUUCAUAAAUACACAUUAUAAUUUGGCGCAUCAAGAUUGUCCAAAUCUGCAACUACAAUUCACUGAGCCUACACAAAAUAAAAGUUUAAGACAAUCUAUUGAUGAAAAUAUUUUUGAAAGAUUAAUUCAUUUCAUAGAAAAAAGAAUAGCAUUAAAGGAAAAACCAAGUAUCGUAACACUUCAAUGGUUUUGUUCCAUGGCAAAUUUACUAUGUUUUCUUGAAAAUAAAUUUCCCCAAUUUAAUAACGAUUUUAAUGAAUUUGGAUUAUAUAAAUUUAAAUACAUGGAGAAAGUGAAUAAUAUAGUUUUAGAACUCAAAACUGAUGUAAACCAAUUAAAUAAUGAAGCAUUUGUUAAUGUGUGUUCAUUAUUUCAUAAACAACUGCAAUUUGUUGAUGGUCAAAUAGUAAAUGAACUAAUGAAUCAUGAAACAAAUAAAGUUAUUAUGAGUGAACUUUAUAACUUAAGUAAAUUAAAUGAUUCUAAUACUAUUUAUCGAGUGUUAGAUUAUGAAGGCCUCACAAAAGAACAAAAAUUAAGUAUACAAGCACUUGAGGCUUUAUUACAGACUUGCUUGUAUAAAGGUGUAUUUGGUUAUCAAACAUGUUUAUUAGAAGCCUUAGUAGAAGACUUAACUGAAUUAGAAGUUUCAAUUUGUCAAUCAUACACCUACUUCAAGAUCACCUAUUUUCUUCGUAAAACUUUGACUUUGGACAAUUUAUCAAUAGAUAUGAUAGUUAAAAUGAAUAAGUUUAUUAAACAACUAGCCAAAGCUUGGUGUUCUCGUCAAGAAGGUUUUAUCCAAAUAACUCAACUUUUGAGUGAUGCACUUCGAAUAACUACUAAAAAUAAAUUAGAUAAAGUUUGCACAACUAAUCUACUUAUGUUAAUUCAGUCAUUACAAAAAAUAUCUACUACCGAAAAUUGCGGACCAAAAAUGGUUUGUGCUUUUGUUGAUUUACUUGGACAUUUUGCUUCUACAAAUAAUGGAAGUUUUGGAUCAACAUGGAAUAUUGAUACUAAUGUGGUACAACCCAUGAGUCCGAAAAAUAUAAUAUUAUUUUAUUUAGACAGUCCAUUUCUUCAGGUUAGAAUUGCUGCUAUUAGAUGUAUAAAAGUGAUGUGUGAUGUUUAUGAAAAUAAUCCAAAUACAUACAAAAUAAGCUAUGAAGAAAUGUUUGCCAUUAUAUUACAUAAAAUACAUGAAGGAUUUACAGUUGAUUAUGAUAUUAGUGAAGAAGAACUUGGAGAUGAGUAUACCAAUAGAAUUUCCACAUAUUUAUUAUGCAUGCAAUCGUUAAUAACAUCAAGUGUUAAAUUUCGAAAAAAAUGUUUGUUCGAAGUUCUUCAAACCGUUUAUAUCAAACAAAUUAACCUAGAUUUGGUGAUUAAUCUGUUACAAUGUGUAAAAAUUGAAUUAAAAAUGAAAUCGUAUAUGGAGUUAUUAGAAAAUAAUUUAAAAUUUUUACUAUGGAAAUGGCAUUUGAAGUAUUCCUCAUUCAAAGGAUUUCCAAUUAAAUUGUUUACUUGCACAACAAUAGAACAAUUCUUUAAAAAAUACCCAUUUGAAACCAUCCCUAUUUUAGUUAUAAAAAAUGACUUGGAUUUUUUCAAUUCCAAGGGUAUUCUUAGUGAUGUAAUUAAAGAAAACUUUCCUGUCAUAUUUUCAUAUUUGUUGGCUAUUAAGAUUGUAGAGGUGCCAUUUCUCAAUCAUGAUGAAAUUAAAAACCUCAUUGAAAGUCAAUUAGGUAAAAUAAAUUUGAAUGAACUAAUAAAGUCCCAGUGCUCAAAUAUAAUAUUACAAUUUAUCCAAAUGGUUGUCAUGAAUACUGAGCAGCCAAUUUCUCCAAUACAAAUUAGCAGCGAUCAGUUUCUGAUUUUAAUUAAGAUUUAUCAAGAGACAUAUGUAAAAAAUAAAUAUCCAUUAUUAACUUAUAUGUCAACACAAAAUCCCGAUUAUAUUCAAACAAUUGUUCACACUCUGUACGUGAAUAUUGUCAAAACAUUAAAAACAGAAUUAUGGUAUCAGUCAUUUUUCCAGUAUACAGUUUUUAUGAAGGCUCUUAUUGGUCAGUUAUUAGAUUCUAACCAAUUAGAUGCAUUUUCUCAUUUCUUAAUUAAUCAAUCUGUACAGUCGACUAUCACCUUAUUAAACCAAAAUAAUUUUGAAAUGCACAAUUAUGCUAUUGAAUAUUUAGAAUGGUUAUUAAUAAAUCCAAUAUGCAUUUUAAAAUUAAAUAUUAGUCAAAUUGGACCUCUGACAUCAAAUCUACGAAUAUUGGCUAAGACACAACCUUCUUUGAAUGAAAAAUUAUUACAUUUAUUGAAUAUUCUUAAAACAUUCAGUGAUCAAAUCAUUGAUUGUGAAACAUACAACAAAAAUAAAACAUCACUACACAAGGACAUAAAUUCUUUUCUUUCUCAACAAAAUGAAAACACUGAUAUAAUUCAAUCUUUAAAAUUUUUAAGACUGAAGUUACAAGCAAAUGAUAAAGAACUUCAAUGCAUGUACCAAGACCUGUUAAAAAUGCGGGGAUUUUCAGAAGAUUGCGUCAAAAGUAUUUUACAUUGUUUAAUUUGUACACUAGUGAAGCUUACAAAAAUUGAUGAAUUUGAAAUUCAAAUCUUAGCUGCCAGUUGUUUAGGGAUAUUGGGUCCAGCUGAUUUAACUACUCUAAUAUUGCAACCGGAACCUGAAGUAUUGAAAUUAGAAUCUAAUAUAUCCCUAGAAUACUCAUUUAUAAAGCAUAUAGUUGAAUUGGUUUUAAAUUACUUAAGUGACUAUAAUAUUUCUGUUUUGGAAUCAAGUAAUAUAACCUUAUUCAAAGUUAUGGCGACUGAUGAAGGACAAUGUUUAUAUGAAGAAUUAGGUGCAAAGGCUUUGUACCCGUUUAAACAUGGACAAUCUUCAAUGGAAGAACUGGAUGUUGAAUUAUCAUUUGAUAUUGAACAAUUUAAUUUACUAAUUGAUAAAAACGAUAUCUGGUGCCCAUUAGAUGAAUCUAUCUCUUACAAUAAUUGGAUUACAAUCAUUACAAAACAUUUAUUGGAAACACUUCAAGGCUUUUGCAAAAGUUUAUUGCCUAUUGCAGAAAAUAAACCUGUGUUUUGUGAAAACAUUUUACCACAUCUAGUUUAUUUCCUUCUUGAAUACAAACCAUUGACAAGGCCUAUAUUAAAUAAACAUUUGAACAGAUUUUUUCUUGAACAUUAUAAAAUGAGAAGUGAAAAGAUAAAUAGAAAUAUUCAUCAAGCUUAUGAUGCCAUUGAAAAUAACAUUUAUUGUAAUAAAUCGGCUGUACAAUGUCUUCUAAGCAUCAUUAAUUUUAUCAGACUUCAACAAAACGAUCCUUUACAAACAAAUUUGGAUAUAAAUUACUUAUAUGUAUCCCAAGCAGCUCAAUUUUGCUCUGCACAUUUUACUUCUAUCCAAUAUUUAGAGCUUUGGUGUGAAACUACAUUGAAAAGAAUGAACAAAGAUAAAGAGUCGAUGAUAUUAAAUCCUGUGGAUGUGAUCACAGAAGUAUUACCCAAAGAAGGACUUUUAUUGCAAUCAAUUCUUAAUGAAUCUUAUAAAAGAAUUGGUGAUUCUGAUGCAAUUGAAGGCUGUGGUUCAAGUUAUUUACUAAAUAUUUCUUCUCGUACACAAUACUAUCAACAACUUAGAAAAUGGGAUCGUGUUAUGGAGAAUUGUGAUUUGCAGCAGACCACAGAAGUCAUUUCCAAAGAUUAUUUAGAAGCAUUUACAAACUCUGGAUUACAAAAUGUUGCUCACAUCAUGGCUUCCAGCAAUGAUAGUUUAAAAUAUGACUAUUGUUGGCAAUUAAAUAAAUGGGAUUUACCAGAUUGUGGCGAAAAGUCUUUUGAAUCAUUGCAUUAUCAUGCUUUACGACAUGUAUAUCUGAAAAAUGUAGAUAGGGCAAUUCCUUUGAUAAAUGAAGCUAGAUUAGUAGUUAUUGAGUCUCUAUAUUGUGCAAGUCUAGAAUCAACAGCAACAAUUUAUACUCCGUUAGCCAAACUUAAAAUAAUUGAAGACCUUGAUGAUUUUAUCUUUACAUCAGAUAAAAAAAAAUUAUUUUAUAACUGGUUAGAUGAAAAAACUUUAAGAACCAAUGAUUUUGUAAAUAUCAAUAAAAUACUUUCCCAACGUUGUAAGUUAUUGGAUUUUAAUGGUGAUAAAAGAUCAGGCAUACUAAGAAUGAAAAUAGCAGAGCUAGCUCAACAAAAUGAUUGGUUACAAGAAUCUGGAAGACAUUUAGCCACAGUUGUUAAUUUAGACAUUUAUCAGAAACAUACCGUCUUAUGGGCAAAGGUGGAGGAGACUAGGCUUUUAUGGAAAAGAAAUGACUGUCAUAUGGCAAGAGUUUUAUUAAAAAAUGUUGUUGAAGAACUUGAAAAUUGUGAAUAUAAUUGUGAAUAUCCUUUCUUACAUUCAUUAGCAUUACAACUUUAUGGUUCUUGGAUGGAAGAAACAAAAUCAGAAACAUCAAAUGAUAUUAUAAGAAAAUAUUUUCAAAAGUCUAUCAGAAGAUUAAAAUUGGAAUCAGCUCAUACAGAUGAGUUUGGAUUAGAUUGUAAAAAAGUACUGUCAGAUGCUCAUAAACAUUUAUCUCAAUUUACCGAUACAUUAUAUCAACAAUUAUAUAAAUACAUAAAAUCAGAAAAUUUUCAAAAACAUAACCUUGAAGUUGAAGACAAUAUAAUUAAAGGAAAAGAAUUGGUUGAAUUAGGAAAAUCAACCCAUAACACAGAAAAAUAUAAGGCUGGUACAUAUUUGAACAAUCAAAGUGCAAUUGAUAAAAGAGAUAUAAGUAACAAACACGAGGAGAAGAAUAAAUAUUUGAAACUAACACUUCAAAACUAUUUGCAGUUGAUGACAUUAGAUGAUGAAAGCAAACUUCCUAUUUAUAGAAUUGUAUCUUUAUGGUUAGAAAAUAAAGAAAAUGAUGAAAUAAAUGAUAUUGUUGACCAAGAGUUUAAAAAAAAUCCUUCAUAUAAAUUUAUCUUGGUUCUUCCUCAAUUGGUUGCUCAUUUAAGUUCCACAUAUGAAUACUCUUUUCAUAAAUCUUUGGAAUCAAUCAUAAUUCGUUGUGCAAUGGAUCACCCUUAUCAAACCAUCCCAAUUGUUUAUGCUGUUGCAAAUACAAAUAUAGAUCAUAAAUUUAAUCAAUGUGAACCGCCUGAAGAAGAAUCUAGAGUACUAGCUGCUAAACGUUUAAUGUCAAAUUGGAAAAAAAAUACAAAUAUUAGUUCAAUUGUGAUGAAUACUGAAAAAUUAUAUGAAGCGUUUAUGCAAUUAGCUUAUACAAAAAUUUCUUGUCCACGUGGCCAGCGAACUUCAAUUCCAAAUGAACAACCUCUAAUGAAAAUACAAAACUCAGAGUUGUAUAUGUAUCCUGCAGCAACAUUGCCACUAAACAAACUUGGUGACUAUCCAAAUAUUAUAAGUAUUGUUAGAUUUGGAAAUUCAUUCUUAAAUUGUGGUGGAGUGCAUGAACCAAAAAAAAUUGAUUGUUUGUGUUCUGAUGGUAUUCUAAGAUCACUUUUAUUAAAGGGUAAUGAAGACAUGCAUCAAGAUGCGACUAUGCAACAAGUAUUCGAAUUAAUGAAUGAAUUACUAAAUUCUAAUAAAUCUACAGCUAAGAGGAAAUUGACCAUAAGAACUUAUAAAGUGAUCCCAUUUUCACAACAAAGUGGAAUUGCUGAAUGGUGUGUAAAUACUAUGUCUGUUGGUGACUACUUAAUAGGAACAGAUUCGAUUACAGGUGCCCAUCAAAAAUAUAGGCCACAAGAUAUGACACCAGCAGAGGCUAGAAAUAAACUUAGAUCAUUUCAAGUACAAAGUGAAUUAACUAAACAAAAAACAUAUUUGGACAUUUGUAAGAAAUUAAAACCAGUCUUUCGAUAUUACUUUUUUGAGAAAUUCUUAUCACCUUCAAUUUGGUUUGAAAGAAGGCAAGCAUAUAUACAUAGUGUUGCUACUACUUCUAUGGUAGGAUACAUAUUAGGCCUAGGUGACCGUCAUAUUCAAAACAUAUUGAUUGACAACAUUACUGCGGAACUCAUUCAUAUUGAUUUCGGGAUUGCAUUUGAACAAGGAACUGUAUUGUCUACACCAGAAACUGUUCCAUUUAGACUGACAAGAGAUAUUGUUGAUGGUAUGGGCAUCUGCGGCAUAGAAGGAACUUUUCGAAAGUGUUGUGAAAAGACUAUGUCUGUUUUACGUCAAAACCAAGAUGUAAUUGUCACAGUUAUUGAAGUCUUAUUAUAUGACCCAUGUCAUCAAUGGGCAUUAACAGGAAAAAAAGCUACUCGACUUCAAAAUCAAUCAACAAAAAAAAAUUCUAUAAUUAACGAUACAACUGAAGUAAAUAAAUUAGCUGAAAGAUCACUAAACAGAGUACGUAUUAAAUUAUGUGGAAUGGAACAAGCUGAAACCGCUGCAGCCAGUAUUAAUGGGCAGGUUAAUUUACUAAUACAAAAAGCCAGAGACCCAAAUAACUUAGCACUGUUAUUUCAUGGAUGGCAAGCAUACUUAUAGAUUUUUAAUGUAAUGCUCAAAAGAAUAAAUUUAGAAUCUACAGGACAUUUUAAGGACCAGUUUUGAUAUUGGUUCAUACUACAAGCAAAUCUUUAAAAUUAUGCAAUUUAGCAUAGUAUCAAAUAUAUAUUACUUAAUUAAGAAUAAUUUGAUUACUUUUUAUACUUAAAAUAUACAUUUUUAUAUCAUAAAAUAUUUUUUAUAAAUUUAUAAAUUACAAUAAAUAAAAAAAAUGUAUUGUUUUUUUAGUAAAACAACUGUUUUAAAAUAACAAUUUAAGUUAUGACACAA